AUGUGUCGCUUGGUCCUUUCGCACACCUUCUUGGGCCUACCCGACCUCUUUACCACGUCAACAUCGCUGCACGCACAAGUUGCAGCCUACGUGGCGUGGCACUGGUGUACAAAUACGUUGUGCCUUUUUAUAGCCUUGGCUACACUGAAAGUGAUUAAAAGUACAAUUGAAGUUCAAUAUGCCUUUCUGCACAAAAAGCAAACGACAGUGUGGACAACACAAAAUAGAAUCUGCCGCCUUAUCAAAAUUUGGCGUCGGUUCUGA
This is a messenger RNA of Plasmopara halstedii, 264 nucleotides long. RefSeq lists its product as uncharacterized. The record is from RefSeq and is a predicted model, not a curated record. Bases 1 to 264 code for a protein of 87 amino acids. The transcript has 2 exons. Lineage: Eukaryota; Oomycota; Peronosporomycetes; Peronosporales; Peronosporaceae.